This is a messenger RNA of Sinocyclocheilus anshuiensis, 3008 nucleotides long. RefSeq names its product very-long-chain 3-oxoacyl-CoA reductase-like. The transcript has 12 exons. NCBI's taxonomy places the organism in Eukaryota, Metazoa, Chordata, Actinopteri, Cypriniformes, Cyprinidae. Gene Ontology annotation, cellular component: endoplasmic reticulum. The coding region runs from base 1 to 1014 and encodes 337 amino acids. The record is from RefSeq and is a predicted model, not a curated record. Gene Ontology annotation, molecular function: oxidoreductase activity.
AUGACGCCUUUGCAAAGAAGUAAGACGAGAGACACUGCAGAGUGGAGCUGGUAUUCAUUGGUGUUGUGUAGCAUCGGUUCCAUUACGGUUGUGUAUUACCUGCUGAGGUGGUCUUGGCAGUGUUGGCAUGGAUUCAAAGUGUACGUGCUCUCUGAGAUCUGGCAAACGGACCUGAGGACAUAUGGCCAAUGGGCUGUUGUAACUGGAGCAACAUCAGGGAUUGGUCAUGCAUAUGCUGAAGAGCUUGCCAAACGAGGAUUAGACAUUGUUCUGAUCAGUCGCUCGGAUGACAAGCUUCGCAGUGUAGCCAAGGAAAUAGAAUCCCGGUACAAGCGCCAGACACAUCUGAUUCAGACAGACUUCACAGAGGGCCAUUCCAUCUACUCUGCUAUCACACAACAGCUAGAGGGCCUAGAGAUCGGAAUUCUGGUGAACAAUGUAGGUAUGAACUAUAUAGGGGUUCUGGCAAAUUUUUGGGAUGUUCCUGAUCCAGACCAGAGAAUCACAGAGGUGAUAAACUGUAACACACUAUCCGUCACUCAGAUGAGCAGACUCAUUUUGCCAGGCAUGCUUGAAAGGGGGAAAGGCCUCAUUAUAAACAUAUCAUCAGAAGCUGCAUCUCAGCCCCAGCCAAUGCUGUCGGUGUAUUCUGCCACUAAAAUAUUUGUAACAUAUUUCGCUCGCUGUCUGCAUGCAGAAUACAGGUCAAAAGGAAUCACGGUUCAAUGUGUGGCCCCGUUUAUGGUCUCCACUAAUAUGACUCAUAAUGUGCCUGUGAAUCCACUGGUGAAAAGUGCUGUUUCAUUUGCUAGAGAUGCUCUGAACACUGUGGGUUACACAACAUACACAAGCGGAUGUUUAACUCAUGCACUGCAGCACUUUGCACUGUCCAUUUUUUUCCCGGGCUGGCUGCGUCUCUCAUCCUUUUGUGUGCAACGCAUGGCAACAUUUGCUCGUAGCAUUGAACCCCAAUUAAGGGAGAGGAUGGCAGAGACAAAAAACAAACAGCACUGACACAAAUCAGUGGACCACAGAGACGAACAUAAAAAUCACACAGAUACACAAACAUGCGUAUAAUGGCAUCAACAGUAAGAACUAAACACAAAAACAGUUUUUACUGCAGUGACAGGAAAACAGAUGCAUAGUGACAUUUACAUUUUUAGGGUAAGUUGGCAGAUCUAUGGUCUAUAUAAAAUUAACAUUUUGUAUUUGCAUCAGAAUCAGGAGUCUGAACCUAUGGACCCUUUUCACGGUUCAGUUCAAUGACAUUUACACUUGCAUUUACAGUAGGGUAAAUUGAGAAAGGGUACAUCUAACUCUCCCUCCCUUAACUGCAUAUUAUUUAAUGUAAUGUAUAUUUACACUGCUGUUCAAAAGUUUAAUAAUUAAUGAUUAAUGCUAACAUUGAAUUUUCAAAAGACAGCAAGAUCUUGAAAGGAGUGCAGAUUCCUUUUAUGAUGGAUAUCUUUUUAGUUACAAGGGCAUCAUUUUUCCCUUUGUUUUAUGUGUUGAAUGAAUCAGCAUUUGUUUAGAAAUGCGAUAUGCCAAUUAUGAUGCUUAAAGGUCUAGUUGUGUUGGCAAUAAUUAACCACAUCAUAUGAAUGAUUCAAUUAAUGAUUAUAUGAUGAGCCUUUCAUGCAGUUUCAAAUACGGAGUGACAGUAGAUUUUACCUCCCUACGCCAAGCUGUUCUAUUUAUCCUGCUGUUGUUGUUUUUUUUAUGCAUUCCAAGUCCAAGUAAGAAAUGUGAAAAAUAUCCAUAGGAUAGCACUGAAGAACAUUAACUACUUUAUAAUCACUAGUUUAUACUAUUGGCUAUGACUUUUACAUACAUCAUGUAUUUAUUGCUUUUCAAUAAUGUGACAUGAAAACUCAGUCUAGACUGAAGGAACAGCAUUAUAAUUAGCAUAAAGAAAGAGGCAAUGAAGAAAAAAGAAGACGGAAAUAUAAUGACAGUCUUCUGUUUACAGACUCUACAUUCAGCUAUUGUAUAUAGUGCUGGGGAACCGCAGUACAUCCUAACUGAACUUCCUGUUGAGCUAAAUUGCUAAUAAUGCACCUUAAUGUUUUCUGAUCUCAGAUUUCUAAAUACUUCAGAUUAUAUGGAAACUGGAUUGUGUAAAGUGAUUUUUGCAUACUGAAAGCACUGUUAAAAACUUUUUUAUAUAUAUAAUAAAUGUACAGAAUGGAAUUACUUGUACACAUCUAUUAUUUAGUAGAAGUCUCUUAUUAUUACAGAUAUGAUAAAGGCCUGACAUUCUUGGACUUUGGCAUUGUGUUUUUGUUAAUGCUUAAGUUAACACACACGCAAAUGUGCAAAAUAUUCAAGUAUUAUUUUAGCCAGUGUCCCUUUUCAGUUGACAAAGACCAGCAGUCUCAACACAAACAUCAUCUGUUCAUGAGCUCCCUGCUCCGCUUCAACCCAGACAGCAUGAUCAUAAGCACAAAGAGCCUUUGAACUGUAAAAACGGCAAGAAACACACAAAAUCAACAGGAUGUAAAAAGGCAAUGCAAAUGGUCAGGGGAAUUUCUUGAGGCCCACAAUAUGAAAUCCAGAAUUACUAAUGAACACAGGUGCACAAGAAGACUUUGUCAUACGCACACACACACAAAAAUGUAAUAAUAAUAAAUAACAUGUCUAUAUAAAUGCCCAGUAAUUGACAGUAAAUAAACUAUGAAUGCACAAAUUCAAUUCAAGUGCUCUAAUUGGAAAGCUGAGAGCAGCAGUUCUGCCAUGACACCAACAAGGACCCAAACCCACAAGGGCUCCUCAAUGGCUCACAAGCUGUAACUGGGUCACAAGGGGACCAAAGGGUCUGUUUUAGAUCAAGAAAAAGCAGAAAUGAUUAAAAAAAAUUCUCCAACAGUGCAUUACAAUAACAAAAAGCAAACAAAAAGAGAGUAAACAGAUUCACUUUUCCCUAUUACAGUGCAACUGUAACCACAUCUCAUUUAAGACAAACUCUUUCCAUCCUAACUAGUCAAACAUUAUUUUUUCCAUAUUGCAUC